Molecule: messenger RNA, 623 nt
Organism: Agrilus planipennis (emerald ash borer)
Lineage: Eukaryota; Metazoa; Arthropoda; Insecta; Coleoptera; Buprestidae
Exons: 2
Coding region: 115-516 (133 amino acids)
Molecular function (GO): odorant binding
Source: RefSeq, a predicted model, not a curated record
AAAAGGAUAAUGAAAAAAUGGUACAGUCCGGCAAGGUCUCAGCAACUUUACAUAUUUAUAGGGGAUCUGUCUUAAUGUCCUGCAUUUAUAACAAGAAGUAGCGUGAACACAACAAUGUUUCGUUUAGGUUUUAUUGUAUUGGUAGCAUUGUUCUUGGGUAAUGUUGCUGCUGAAGAGGUAAAUCCGUUCGAAGAGGAUAUUCAACAUUUACUGGAAAUGAGAAAAAUUUGCGAAGAGAAAUUCCCUGUUUCAAAAGAGACCGUUGAAAGUUUAAAGCAAGGAAUAUAUCCGUCUGAAGCCGAUGACCCGAAUGUUUGCGAGAACGUCUUAUGCGUGAUAAAGGGCCGUGGAUUUGUUGACGAAGAUGGAAAUGUAAUGCAAAAGAACUUUCCCGAAAAAAUGUGGAACGCUAUGCCUGAAAACUGUAAGGAGAACAGAGGAUCCGAUAUAUGUGAAAAGGUUAAAAACUUUUACCAAUGUCUAUUUGCCGUUUUCCACGGCAAUGGGCACAAAUGAAUGCCGACACUUGACCAGGCUGGAUUAUCACGUUCUGUUAAAUCAAUUAUAAUAAAAACUAUCACUUUAUCUACCUAUAAAUAAUAAACGCUCAUGUUGUAAUAGAA